Molecule: messenger RNA, 1219 nt
Organism: Mesocricetus auratus (golden hamster)
Lineage: Eukaryota; Metazoa; Chordata; Mammalia; Rodentia; Cricetidae
Source: RefSeq, a predicted model, not a curated record
GCUCCUACUGCCCCCGCCUCCCAACUGCUGGACUUACCGAUGGACGUGCGUCACCAGCCUCUGGCUUUGCUUUCUGGGCAUGUCUCACUCUGUCUGCCAGGCUGACCCGUUCUCCUGCUUCAGAUCGUCAAGUGCCACCACACCGGGAUAGCCACACUUUGUACUUUCCACGUGUGCGUUAGUGCCUUUUUGAAGACCUUAGCUAGAAAAGCCAACGGGAAAGGGCCUAGAGAACGCGGGGUCAGCCUAGCCUUCAGGCCCCAUGGGAACCAGACUGGACCAGGCUGCGGCAGCGCAGCCAGGCGAAACGUGCCGGGCAUCCCGCGCUCCCAGGCGCCUGGGCACCUCCCGCCUCUGCCCCGCCCCUAGUCCUCGCUGGGUCCAAUCGCACACUGGCCAUGCAAAUGAAGCUCCGAGGGCGAGCCUAUUGGAGCGCUGCAGGGGUGUGGUCUUACACGCGCCUCCCGGGCAGCGUUUUGAUUCAUUGUUAAAACGGGAUUGUGACCCUGGUGCUAGCACCUCCACCGCCCGGGGAGAUUUCUGCCGGUUGGCUGGGGGUCGUGGAGGAACCUGGAGUCACAAGGAACACAUGAAGAGUCCUUGUCUCGCCCCCGGAAAAGGAGCCACGUUCUCCACCCAAGACGAUGCUCCUCUUGGUGGUUGGACCAGGAAAGAACAACCCAGGCCCCACCUAGAGAGCCACAGGAUCACAGGAGCUGCCUGGUGUGACUUACCUGCCAUGGAGGAAGUGGCUAGGAAUGGCCCAGGUGUACAUUUUGAAGCUAGUGUCUCCCAAGAGCCCUGUCUGAGCUGCUGUCACCCUGGGGAGGCCCAUGGAGCAAGAUACCAGGGUCCCCAGGGAGACUCCCACCAGGCCGGGCUCUCAGGUUUCUGCUGCCUGGAGCACUGCAGCCACCCCGGCCCAGAGUCAGGGCCUGGGAGGGCGGCAGUGUGGGGGCCUGAACCAGAGCCCCCCGGGAACGAGGGUGCUGACAGCCGCCAGCUGCCGCUGCCGGAGCCCGAUGCCCAGGGAGGAUCCCAGGAGAUGACUUCUGGAGACACUCACCAGUCUGAGCUGGGAGGGGCUGCCGGGGAGGGGGAAGGGAAGUCCCACGUGGGCCUGAGCUGUCUCCUCUCUCCAGUGCGGGCCCAGGAGCCUCCCACCUUCCAGUGCCGACCCGCCUUACUUGGACCUCCCCUGCUGCCCACUGGCCCCUGA